This is a messenger RNA of Cantharellus anzutake, 3397 nucleotides long. RefSeq lists its product as uncharacterized. Gene Ontology annotation, biological process: protein phosphorylation; intrinsic apoptotic signaling pathway in response to endoplasmic reticulum stress; IRE1-mediated unfolded protein response. Gene Ontology annotation, cellular component: IRE1-TRAF2-ASK1 complex. The record is from RefSeq and is a predicted model, not a curated record. The coding region runs from base 101 to 3244 and encodes 1047 amino acids. Gene Ontology annotation, molecular function: RNA endonuclease activity; ATP binding; protein serine/threonine kinase activity. The transcript has 7 exons. Lineage: Eukaryota; Fungi; Basidiomycota; Agaricomycetes; Cantharellales; Hydnaceae.
UAUUGCGAGACACAGCCAUUAUUGCAUUCGUGUCCUUUCAUUGUCUUAGGUUCGGUUGUGCUGGCUCCAAUCGAGGCCUUGGGGUCUUCAUGUGCCCCUGAUGCAUCCCCAUACCUACUUGCUUCUCGUAUUUUCUCUUGCCUUCGCAUGCAGUCUAGCUUCAUUUCACGACUCUCAACUGAUCAGGCGGGGCAGCUUGGUACCACCCCACACCGAAGCAGAAGAGCUUCAGUUGGGAGAUGUUGUCCUGGCGGCAUCCGUUGAUGGAAAUUUUCAUGCCUUUGACCGGAUAAAUGGGCGGCUGAAAUGGUCGAUGCAGACCCUCCCUUCAGGUCCAGCAAAUCAGUCGUUGCUCUAUCCCCUCGUCCACUCUGAGCAGCCGUCUCUCCACGAUAUUCAUGAUGAUGGUUUCCACCUUCACGAGACAUUCGUUAUUGAACCCCAGUCUGGAGAGAUCUUCAUCCUUCCUCCAGGAGGGUUGGCCGACACACCUCUGGAACGCCUCCCGUAUACUAUCAUGCAACUUGUGGAUCUUUCUCCUUUCCAAUUUCCUGGGGACGACCAGAGAAUGUUUCUUGGGAGAAAAGAGACCAGCAUGAUAACACUGGAUUUGAACUCCGGGAAAGUUUUAUCUGUAUACAAAGACGAUCAGUGCAUUCGGGAGGAAGCAGGAGGAAGCGAACUCGGAGGACAUGACGAAAACUCACUCCAUAAUUUUGAGGACGGUGGUUCAGAGCACGGUCGGACUAAGUCACCACCGCCAAAGCCAAUCCGCAUCGGGAGAACUGAUUAUCAUGUGUCAAUCCGCAUCAAAGGCCAAGGCAUUGUUCAGCGUUUGUCCUUUUCCGCGUAUGGCCCUAACAAUGUAGACAAAGAACUUCAAACACAGUGGGUUAAGACUCCGGAUGAUCGCUACGUCCAGUCUCUCCCUAGUGGCGAUAUAAUAUCGUUCAGCCUUUCAGACGCGGGAUCUCUAAAUCCUGGCACAUCAGGGAUGGGAUCUAAAAGUGGCCUGGUAGCGUGGCAUGGGGAGCUUCCCAAACCGGUAGUUGCCGUUUUCGAUGUGCUGACCAGCCCAUCUCGCGACAACCCGUUUGUAUUGAUACAACCUCAACCAAAGCUUAUAGACAUAUUCCAAGACCCCCGUCAUCGUGCCCAGAUUGCUGAACUCCCCGAAAGUACUUUCGUUGGACUUGUUGGUGAUUCACUCUAUGCGAUGAGCCACUUGAAGUUUCCCAUGGUUGUCUUUUCUGACGCCUUGCCUUAUCAUUUUGACCGCUCGAGCGACGGAUCUACUGAACUUGUGGCGUCGUCGAGGCUGGAUCAUAAUGGCCAUUGCAGAAAUGCUGAAUGUUAUCUUGGAACUCAUCCAUCCCGAUUUGCUGCCUCUUCCCGCAUAUCUAGGCUGAUUGAGGGAAGCGAGCAGCUGCAACAGAUCGAUGCCUCACCUCCCAACGCGACCGCGCCCACCCCUGCUAACUAUGCGCCGUUACCUAUCCCUUCCACCAUCAUAAGCAUUCUGGCGCCUUUUAGUAUCAUUUGGAUUGGGACCUCGGUUUUCACCCUAUGCUGCAUCGUCGGGUACACCCUGUUGCUCCGUAAGUGGGGAAUUGGGACAAACGAGAAGGUCAUAUCAACGGAUUCCGUUGCCGUCCUCGACAGAGCCCCUUUUCCAGGCGGUGCGCAUGAUGGCACUGAACUGGAGGGCGAAAUGGACUCUCCACCCAAAAAUCCGAUGUCUCCGGCGCCUCCUACGGUAGUGGGUCCCUCUGGGACGGGCGAAGAUGCACAGGCUGAGUCAGGAGGCAAUAAAGGAGAAGAGGACGUUGGCAAGGAAGAGCUUGAUGGUUCAGAUACCCCCCUCCGGUCGAAAGAGGGUGUCCCCCAACGCCAGCAGCAACAGGAUAUUGAGAACACAGUUGAUGACGCUUCAAUUGACAGGAAUCCAAACCUAGCAUUAACUGUGUCAGAUAACAUUCUCGGCUAUGGCUCUCACGGGACUGUUGUGUAUCAAGGAUCCUUCCAAGGCCGUGCAGUCGCUGUGAAGCGACUGCUGCAAGACUUCGUCAAAGUAGCGUCCCGAGAAGUCGCACUCUUACAGGAGUCCGAUGACCAUCCCAAUGUCAUCAGAUACUAUUAUCAAGAGACCAGAGACAAUUUUGAUGUGAUUCAACGUCCAGUCGCUUUUGGAGAGAUCAAUGCAACCUUUGUCCCCAAACGCACCAUCUCACAAAUCACGGCGGGAUUGCAGCAUCUUCAUUCCCUCAAGAUUGUUCACCGUGAUAUCAAGCCUCAAAAUAUCCUCUUCUCCCAAGCCAAAAAUGGCCAGCAUCGUAUGCUCAUAUCUGAUUUUGGACUCUGCAAGAAGCUCGAGUUGGAUGAGACCAGUUUUGUGCCAACUCGUCAUGGGCAUCUUGGUGCGGGUUCCAUAGGAUGGCGGGCGCCGGAGAUCUUAAGGGGAGAAGUUAAUCUCGACGUAACCAUCGUUGAUUCAUUGGGCGGCCCAGAUUGUGAUUCCAAUACUGGAAGUAUGGGUAGUGUUGGUCCGAGUGGGGUACCUGGACAUGGUAAUGGCGCUCGCACACGUUUAACGAAAUCAGUGGAUCUCUUCGCACUUGGGUGUUUGUUCUAUUACACAUUGACAAACGGCGAACAUCCCUUUGGAGGACCAUUCGAGCGUGAGGCAAAUAUACUGAAAGAUGCGAUAGAUCUUAGUUGGCUGGAACGCUUUGGCGAGGAGGGUAUAGAGGCGAAGGACUUGAUAAAUAAGAUGCUUGAUGCACGGCCGCGUCGACGGCCAGACACGGCUCAGUGUCUUGUCCACCCCUUCUUCUGGACGCCUGGACGACGGCUCACAUUCUUGCAAGAUGCCUCGGAUAGGUUCGAGAUCAUGCAGCGCGAUCCUCCCGAGCUCGGCCUCCAGCGGCUUGAGGCUGGUGCUCCGGACGUUGUGGGAAAUGACUGGAGCAAGAAGUUUGACAAAGCCUUUAUCGAAAACUUGGGAAAAUUUCGUAAGUAUAACGGACGGUCCAUUCUAGAUCUGUUACGUGCACUCCGCAACAAAAAACAUCAUUAUCAGGACCUUCCAGAAAACUUGAAGCGUCACCUUGGUUCACUCCCUGAUGGCUUCUUGGCAUACUUCACACGCCGAUUCCCUGCGCUCUUUCUCCACGUUUAUUAUGUCAUAGCUGAUGGUCCAUGGCAGGAAGAGUCCAUAUUUCGACCGUACUUCCAAGAGCCUUAACCUGCGAGAUCUUCCAUUCAUCUUCAAAUCGUACCUUACAUGUAUUAAUCAGUGUAGAUUUAUUUUGUAUUUUACUUGUUCGUUCGCCCUUUGGAAGAUUCGUGAUGAUGGAAUGCACACGGCACCAGAGUGGUUGCGUAGUGUAAAACCGGG